This is a messenger RNA of Callorhinchus milii (elephant shark), 2700 nucleotides long. It is a transcript of the gene meltf, whose product is annotated as melanotransferrin. Gene Ontology annotation, biological process: iron ion transport. The transcript is spliced from 16 exons. Gene Ontology annotation, cellular component: extracellular region; recycling endosome; plasma membrane. The coding region runs from base 228 to 2414 and encodes 728 amino acids. The record is from RefSeq and is a predicted model, not a curated record. NCBI's taxonomy places the organism in Eukaryota, Metazoa, Chordata, Chondrichthyes, Chimaeriformes, Callorhinchidae.
CACACACACACACACAUUCACACACACACACACACACACACAUUGCGAUUGGCAAUACUGUGUGACACGGGGAAAGUCCGCGUCUCGGCUGCAGUUGUCUCCACUUUUACAAUCAUUAACUCGGUGAAAAAAACAAAUCAUCUCAGAAGCGUAACUGGGAAGGUAUCAGUUAAGAAGCUGAGAAACCCAGAGAGUCGGAGCUCGGGGACCGAUCGGAGCACUGAACCAUGCGGACUCGAGGCUGGACUGUCUGCGUGUUUAUCCUCACCUUGAGUUUGGCCUAUGGGUUAAGGGAGAUUCGUUGGUGCACAAUUUCCGAGGCAGAGAUGGUCAAGUGCAACAAGAUGAAGGCGGCUUUCCAAUCUGCCAAAAUCCAGCCCACACUAUCCUGCAUUUUACACAAAUCAACAAAGGACUGUAUGGAAAAGAUAGCGACCAGAGAAGCAGAUGCAGUGACAUUGAAUGGCGAGGACAUCUAUCAUGCAGGGAAGAAGCAUAACUUGAUGCCUGUCGUGGGCGAGUAUUAUAACCAAGAGUUUGGAGCCUCGUAUUAUGCCGUGGCCGUUGUCCACAAGUCUGAUAAUUCAAUCAACAUCAACAAUCUGCACCAAAAGAAGUCCUGUCACACUGGCUAUGGGAGGACAGCAGGCUGGGACGUUCCUAUUGGCUAUCUGGUUGACUCUGGAAGAAUGUCUAUGAUGGCGUGUGCAUUUGGAGAAGCUGUGGGUGAAUUCUUCUCAAAAAGUUGUAUUCCUGGAUCCUCCAGUAUGGGUUUCCCAUUGAACCUCUGCAGUCUUUGCAUUGGUAAUGGACAGGACAAAUACAAAUGUGAAGCAAAUAACAAUGAACUUUACUACAGCUAUAAUGGAGCAUUCAGGUGUCUUGCUGAGCAAGUAGGUGAUGUUGCCUUUAUCAAAAAUUCCACAGUGUUUGAUAACACAGAUGGGAAGAAUGCUGAAGAAUGGGCAAAAGGCCUUAACUCCAGUGAUUACCAGCUCCUGUGUCGGGAUGGAAGCCGUGCUGAAGUCACAGAGUGGCAUACCUGUCACCUUGCCAAGGUGCCCAGCCGUGCAGUUGUGGUCCGAUCUGAUACAGAGAUCUUUAAUUUUCUAAAUGCUGGUCAGCAACAUUUUGGUGCCAAUUCAUCUGGCUUUAAGAUGUUUGAGUCUGACGUUUAUGGUGGCAUUGAUCUGAUGUUCAAGGACACCACUACAGAACUGAUUCAAAUUCUAAACAAGACAUAUGAGGCCUGGCUGGGACCAGAGUACCUAGGUGCCAUGCGAGGACUGGACUGCAGCUCAGACAGCGUCCCCACCUUGCGCUGGUGCACUCAAUCGACAGGCGAGUUGCAGAAAUGUAGUGAUAUGGCUAUAGCUUUCAACAAGGAGAAGCUGAAACCAACAGUUCAUUGCGUUUCAGCCAAAAAUCCCGUUGACUGCAUGCAGAAAAUCAAGAAUCGGGAUAUUGAUGCAGUCAAGAUGGAUGCACAACAGAUCUACACUGCUGGGAAAGAGUAUGGCCUGGUGCCUGCAGUGGGUGAAAGUUACUCCGGGGAAGAUGAUGCAGCAAUGUACUUUGCUGUAGCAGUGGUGAAAAGGGAAAGCCAUAAUUCCUUCACCAUCAAUGAUUUGAAAGGAAAGAAAUCAUGCCACACUGGUGUGGGCAGGUCAGCAGGUUGGACCAUCCCUGUUGGGCUCCUGAUUGAGAGAGGUGCCCUCAAGAUUUCCAACUGUAACUACGGCAAAGCACUCAGUGAAUUCUUCUCUGCCAGUUGUCUGCCAGGUGCCAGUGAACAUAGAUACCCAUCCAACCUGUGUGACCUGUGCAUUGGGGAUAACCAGGGGAAGGCAAAAUGUGCCUCCACCUCAGAGGAGCAAUAUAGUGGCCAUGCUGGAGCUUUCAGGUGUCUUCAAGAAGCAGGAGAAGUUGCAUUUGUUAAGCACACGACAGUCUCCGAGAACACUGAUGGUAACAACCAGGAUCCCUGGGCCAAAUAUCUGAAAUCUAGUGAUUAUCAGCUGCUGUGCCUGAACGGAGCGCGGGCAGAGGUUGAUCAGUGGAAGCAGUGCCACUGGGCUCGAGUUCCAUCUCAUGCUGUCAUGGUCCAUCCUUCAACUCCUACCUCUGUGGUGUUCGGGCUGCUUGAUAAAGCACAGGAGUUCUUUGGCAACGACACUAACCCCAAUGGGUUUAAAAUGUUUGAUUCCUCAAACUACAUCGGAACUGAUUUGAUCUUUAAAGAUUCCACUUUGAAACUUACCCCAGUGGGGGAGAAGAAUACUUACUUAAAGUGGAUCGGAGAAAACUACUUCAAAGCUUUUAAAAAUUUGGAGUGUUCUGGUGCAGUGAUUCCAUCCGCAAGUUUCUGGCUGCUGAUUCUCCUCAGUCUCCUACUCGCCCAUUGCCACAUGUAAGUUCCAGGUGCUCCACCUGCCUCGUCAGCCUGUGAGUUUUCUUCCUGUCCUGCUGUAUAACCAGAGGAAAGGAACCCAAAAUGAAACACCCUGGAUCAAAGAAUGAAUUUUCCAAAUCAAGAUGGCAAUGGCACGGACAUCCAAAUCAAGCAAAAAGAUACCGAGCUUUCCUGUACUCCAUGAGGCCACUUACUCACAAGCCAUCAAAUGUUAUAUUUAUCCCCUCACAUAGUGCAGUAAAACUCACAUAAGUCUGAUCUGUAUAAUCGUCUAAGGCAUACAUCUG